Messenger RNA from Macrobrachium nipponense, 15633 nucleotides. It is a transcript of the gene hiw, whose product is annotated as E3 ubiquitin-protein ligase MYCBP2-like. Gene Ontology annotation, molecular function: zinc ion binding; ubiquitin protein ligase activity. The coding region runs from base 411 to 15146 and encodes 4911 amino acids. NCBI's taxonomy places the organism in Eukaryota, Metazoa, Arthropoda, Malacostraca, Decapoda, Palaemonidae. The record is from RefSeq and is a predicted model, not a curated record. Gene Ontology annotation, biological process: regulation of synaptic assembly at neuromuscular junction; axon guidance. The transcript is spliced from 78 exons. Gene Ontology annotation, cellular component: plasma membrane; nucleus.
GAAAUACUCUAAUGCAGACGAGCUAAAUGUGAGGGAUCCGAAUGCAGAACUGUCGUUGCCGAAAGAAAACAAUUCGUCGAGCGAAUUUGUCGUUGAGUAUUGGUGGAUGACAUCUCGUUCUCGCUGAGUGUAUGUAAACUGUGACCAAUAACCCAGUUUACUUUGCACCAGCAUAUAUUGGUACCGGUUUUGGCUUGACAUAGUGCCACCCCUAAAUCUGAAACCUGGGCCGAAAGGCAGAGUGGAAUGUUUACAUCUGGGCAGGCGGGUCUCCUCGCGUAGCGGACAGUAGUUACUGCCUAACCACCUUGUUCAAGAGUUUUAACGGCCAUGUUACAGUUUUGCUACAUGAGCACUUACGCAGUAUAUUGAAUGGAAAAGCAGCUUUUCCCAGAUCCUUGAAUGCAAAGAUGACUGCAGAUGAUAGAUCAGAAGGAUCAGGAUCUUCAGAAGGUUCUGCUGGUAGUCUUGGUAUUGUUGAAAAGAGCUGCUCACACGAGAAUAAUGUUCGUGCACGAGUGGGGUUGUACAUGAAGGAUGGAGAUAAGCUCAGGGCAGAUUUCCAUGUUUUAUAUAGAGUUCUGCCAGAUUUAAGGAAAAAAAAGGAUCGCAGAAAAAUAAGGAGGAAAGCCAAAUCUAGUAAACACCACAAAGAUAAGAAGAAAAAGGGUGAAGUUGGUGGUGGUAGCAAUACCACCAGCGCAGUAAUGCCAAUUCUUGCCUUGCCUGGAAACCCUUCAUCUUUUGCUGUGUAUGCCCACGUACGGGGGUUAGUGCUAGAAAAUGCUGCUCGACAGGCACAAACCAUCUACUUGGCAACUACUCAACCCAUUCCUUCAGAGUCAGACACAGAUGAUGAAUCUGAUAAGGGAAAAGAACCAAUGCUACAGAUUCCAAAGAUGGUUGGACUUGGCUUGGUGAGUGUUUAUGAGCUAAUAAGAGGCUCUGUAUCUGCAUAUCCAGCUUUAUGCAUCCGAGCAUUAGAAGCCUUACUCGAUAUUCUUCAGGGACAGCAACCAGAAGCCUUGAGAGUAGAACCUCCAGAAGUUAUAGAUGCACUGUUCAAUUUGUUGCUGAGACUGGCUACAGCAAGUAAUGGAGAUGUAUUAACGUGCCCUUCUUCACCCUUGGUUGGUGUAGCUUGUGCAUGUUUACUGUCUUUGGUAGUGGCCCGUGGAGAAACUGGCAAAUUUCUCAGAGCUACAGCAGAUAUUCUUAUGACAUCCAGACAGCUAGCAAGUCAGAGCAUCCAGGUUCCAGUAAUACUAACAUUCCUACAACGAAGUGUCCAUGCUGUCCUUCUUGGUAAAACAUCACGUCCAGAUUGGCUUACAGGAGGUGUUCCUAAAUCAUCAUUGAUUGACAAAUUCUCUGUAAAGAUUAUGACAGAUGGUGAAGAGUUGAAAGAAGAAAGUUCCAUGACUUGUGAUGGACAUUACUUGUACAUACAUAAUGCUCAUGGACUCUUUAAAAUAGGCUCUGGUUUUGGUGGAACAAUGAAGGGUCAUAUUUAUAUGCAUCGUCCAGAUUUCUAUCCUAAGCAGAAAGGAUGGCUAGGAUUUGCUCAUAGAUGCUGGCAACAUGGAAAACCCUCUUCAUGUAUUCAUAAGGGUGAUGUAUUUUAUAGACCUGAAGGGAGCAAUGGUGAACUUGUUGUUAUUGAUCGCGAGGUACUGAAGGUUUCUGAGGUAUAUCAGUGCUCUUCUCCUGGAUGGUGUAGAGGACUUCCCUUUAGUGAUGGUAUAAACAUUGGCCACAUAUCUCCAGAUAGAGAGGAUGGUUUUGUUGUUCGGACUUACAAUCCUUUGGUGAAACCUAUGCCUUUAGUGAAUGAGCUCAGUUUAAGCUUGGCCAUAAGGUGUAUUCAGGUUUUUGGUGGGCAAGAACAACAGGCUACCCUGUCUACAGGGAUAGAUGAGGAUGUUUUAAUGGUUGUAUCUGGGAAGGAGUUUACUCUUGUGAGGACCUCAGCAGGCAGAAUACAUUACAGUGGCAAAGCUUCUUCUGUUGGUAUGAAGCAAGGAAGUAGCAAUGCAAGUAUUGUACAGACAGGGGCAGCCAGCAGUGGUCUCUCAGCAGGUGCUUCAGGUUGCUCAGGACCAGGUAAUAGCAGUGUUGGAGUUAGUGGUUGUGCUGCAGGACCAAGUACAAGUAGCACAUCUCCAAACAAAUGGCCUGAACUUAGUAUCACAAAAUCGCCACGUAUUAUACAUGUAGCUGUUGGACAUGAAGGACAACAUGCUGUUCUUGUAUCAGAUGAGGGAGCAGCAUUUUUUGUGGGGACAGCUCGACGUGGGGAAGAUGGCGAUGCUAGUAAGGGUCGACGACAGCCCAAACCUGUCAAACCAAAGAAAAUGAUUAAAUUAGAUGGUCAGUUUGUUAUCACUGCAGCAUGUAAUAAUGGGACAUCAGCCUUGGUCACUAGAGAUGGAGAAUUAUACAUGUUUGGCAAAGAUACAUUGCAUUGUGAUAAUACAGGAUUGGUGACAGAGAUGCGGGAGGUCCAUGUAGCAAGUGUAGCACUGGGAAAGGCACAUGCAAUAGCGUUAACCAACAAAGGUCAGGUAUAUAGCUUUGGUAUCAACAAUAAAGGACAGUGUGGGAGAGACUACAUGCCCCAGAUAAAAGAAGGAUCUGGAAUGUCAAUGUCUGUAGGAGCUGGAGAAGAUGACAUCGAUGAGGAUGGUGUAGAGAGUGAAGAUGGAGGCGAAGGUGCUAUGUGUGCACCUGGUCGCCACAGAUGGGUUAGGGAUCAUUGCCUUGUAUGCACUAUUUGUCAUGAGUGCACUGGGUACGGUGCUGCUUGUGUCUCCAGUGGCAGACCAAAUCGUAACUCUGGCCAGCCUUGUGGAUGCGGCUCUGGUGAUUCAGGUUGUGGCGUUUGUGGAUGUUGUCGUUCAUGUGCCGAUGAAAUUGGUGGGGACAUUGACCAAGAUCCAUUUUCUCUGAUGCAGGGACCACAUUCAGGGCUUUUUGGGUUUCCUGAAGUGGGUAAUCUGGGUGGAAAUAUCUUUGGGCGAGCGUGUGGACGAUUGCAGGAUCAGUUACAAAGACGGUUAGAUGAACGACGACACAGGCCACGUCAUAGAAAUUCAAGAUAUGCCCCAGAGCUGGGAAGGAAAGAGUUAGAUGGUCAAGGUUCAGCACGAGACAGCCAGUUGGGAAACCUAGGCCAGUUUGAGGCUCGACUGCUACGCCUUCUUGCUCCUCAUGCGAAUGCUGCAGGUGACAGCGGUGACAGCAGUGUGGCCAGUACCGGUAUUGGUUCUUCCACAGCUGCCAGUCCUGACUCUGCUGCCAUUGCAGCUGCUGCUCCCUUUGAUCCCCUUGCUGCCAGUAACAUCCUAGGAGUAGAGGAUGGCCUAGGAAGUGACCAAGAGAGAGAUGCAAGUAAGAUUGCUGCUGUUUCACCAGCCCGUGUGAUUCUAUCUGGAUCCUCUCCUGUUGUGCAAGUUGCCUGUGGUCUACAUCAUUCAGUUGUUCUGUGUAGCAAUGGUGAAACAUACACUUGGGGAAGCAAUAGCUACGGUCAGUUGGGUGUUGGAGACUUAAUUUCACGUGGUUCCCCAGUAAUGAUUAGGUUACCACCAAAUGUUCGUGUAACACAGGUAGCUUCUGGAAGUAAUCACACAGUUUUUCUAACUUCUGGUGGCCAAAUAUAUACUUGUGGAGAUUUCCAGAAAGGACAACUUGGGCGUCUGGCUCCGCAGAGUGAUGCAGGAGAAGGCAGCAGUCGAGGACGAUGUCCAUGGUAUUCAGUUCCAGGUGUUGUACCUGGCAUAGGGCCAAGACUAGGUCGGCGUGCCACGUGGGUUGGUGCUUCAGCAGAUGUCACAUACGUCAAGUUAGAUCAGUCUCUCAUUAAUGCUCAUAAUCUGAGUGCUGCAUCAGUUGUUGCAAACAGCAAUUGUCUAGUCCUGUUACCUGUCGGAAGUAAAGAAGAGGAAGGUUGGAAGUGCCUGGUGAUAAGUCGGUCUGAUGGUCAGUGCAGAAGCUUUUCAACUUUAGAUCAGAUAUGCUUCGCUGGUCAAACUGUCUGUCUGGAUCCUGUAUACAAUGUGCUUUGGAGUUAUGAUAAUAGUAGUGAAGAGAUGAGAUGUUAUAACAUUGUGGCAGCUGAAGCUCAAAGACUUACGAAUGGUGGACUCCAAGAUGGAUUGCGAGACUUGCUUUCUCCAGAGUUAUCUCUUCCCAUUCUUCCUGAGUACCAAGUUUCCCGUGCACAGGUUGCCCUGCACAUGCUUUCCUGUAUUGACACUGUGACAUGGGCUCAUGAGCAUGGAUUGACUGUAGUAGAUGAUGAUCCACAUACAGAAGCCACAGUUCGUGUUUAUACAAGAGAAGAUUUCACACCUGUUAACAGAUUUGAAAGUCACGGUGGAGGAUGGGGAUAUUCAGGUCACUCUAUUGAGGCCAUCAGGUUCAUGUGUGACACAGAUGUGUUAGUAGGAGGUUUUGGCCUUUUUGGAGGACGUGGGGAGUACAUGGGAAAAAUUAAGCUGUUUGAACUUGGAGUUGAAGGUGGAGAUCAGGAAACAGAUGGUGAUUUACUGGCUGAGACUGAAGAGAUGCCUUAUGAAUGUGGGGCCCGCCAAAAAUAUCCCAUGCUGUUUGAUGAGCCAGUACCUGUCCAGGCUAACAAGUGGUACGUGGCGUGGGCACGAGUAAGUGGACCGAGUAGUGACUGUGGUUCAUCUGGUCAAAGCAUGGUUACAACUGAAGAUCAAGUCAUAUUUUACUUCAAGUCAUCAAAGAAGUCAAACAAUGGAACUGAUGUAAAUGCUGGUCAGAUUCCACAACUUUUGUAUCGCAUAACAUCACAAGAAGGGUCUGUAACUCCUCGUCCAACUCAUGACACAUCAGAACCAGCCCCAAUUCUUUCCAAAGGGUUUUUUAUGACAGUCAGAAAUGAUGUAUUUCAGUCUUUGUUGGAUUUACUUGGCUGGGCAUGGGCAACUUUGAGAUCUUGUGUUGGAGAACAGGUGAGUCAUUCUGGCAGUCAAAGUCCAAGCCCUACUGUCGCCAUGUUAGAUCUUCAGCGACUCGUGUACAUCUGUUGUGCUUGUUUACGUCUAUUGAGGAUAUACAUAAAUGAAGUGUAUCCAAAUUCAGUUCGUGUAUUAAGGAGUAAUGGAGAGAAAGGCUGUCUAGCUGAGAGUGUGGCUGAUGUUAGGGGCCUACUUCGUCAGAUGCUUUCGGAUCCUAUACCCACACCAUAUGUAAACCGUAAAGGGAAAAUGAGAAAUGGCAGAGAUGUUGGACCCUUAACACGAAUGGUGGUUUCAGUCUUGGAUGAAUGUCAUAAGACAUUUGUGUCAUGCUUUCAUGCUUUUUAUCCAACGGGGCAGUUAAAAUGGACAUGUUUAUGUGAUCUUCUUUUUUCAAGAGAUGCAAUGUCUAAGGGAAUUGAGGAGAGUCAUGAUAGUGAUCGGUUGCUGAGUGCUGUUUUAGCAUCAUUGUGUUCUCCAACUGUAAAGCUUAGAGCAACUUUCCCAAUUUUAUCCGAGUCCGAUGCAGAAAUAACACACCGACCAUCGCCAGCUGAUAAUGCAGCCCUUUCAACUUUACAACCUGGAGAUCUCUAUCGUUAUCCUCUUUUAGUGGAACACAUGACGUGUAAAACCCAUAUUGACAAUGGUGGGAGCAUGGUUUGGACUUUUCGAGAGGUUCUAGACCGCUUGCUAGGUGUGGUUUGUGGAAGUGUGCGCCAGGCUUUGCGAGGUGAAAGAGUUACACCCCUUCCUGCUCUCGUACACAACACUUGCCUUUUGUUGGCUGCGACUGUUGCUGAACUCUCUGCAGAGACAAAUUCAGUUGAGGGUGAAGUUCCAGCAGGAGGGAGGGUUUUACAUAUUACACCGUCACGAUUUACACGAACAUCGCAGAGUCGCACUUGGAAUACUGGGAAUGGUUCUCCUGACGCCAUAUGUUUUUCUGUAGAUAGACCAGGCAUUGUAAUAGCUGGUGUUUGUGUGUAUGGUGGUGUAGGCACUUAUGAUUAUGAGCUUGAGGUAAUGGAUGAAAGUGGUGGAGGGGGUCAGGAUCCUUCUCAUACCCUUGAGAGAUGGAGUGUAAUGGAAAUUGCACGUGGAACUUUUGGACCAGAUGAUUCUGUAGCUGACAUUGUGGAAAUCAAAUUUGAAAGACCUGUCCCAGUAAAGGAAAGUGUCAAGUAUGCCAUCAGACUAUGCAAUCAUGGUGGUCGGACCAGUAAUGGUGAUGGUGGUUUAGGGUCUGUCAAAGGUCCUGAUGGCACAACGUUCACAUUUUCUGCUUGCAGUUUAUCAGUGAAUGGAACCAAUCAUAUUCGUGGUCAGAUUCCUCACAUUAUGUAUUACAGUACACCUCAGGAUCCUGAAAGCCAGCAGAGUACAAGAGAAAUAGCUGAACAACAAGCAAGGAAGUCAGCUUUGGCAAUGGUUGGAAGCAUUGUUCGCGUGGCUACUGAGUUGAUGAUAAUGGGUUUAGGAGUUGGGGAUGAAACUGCUGUUGAAGUACUUGGAUCAGCUCCAUUGUUGACAAUGCUGUUGCCUCUGGUUCUCUCCCAUGUAGGACCUCUAGCUACAUCAGAUCCCAGGAGUGCUGUGUCAGUGCUAGGUCUUAUCCAAGAGAUUCUGCCUCAUGUUGCUGCUCUAAACAAUCUUAGCCUUGUUACCCAACAAACUGCUAUCCCGGAGACCAUGGAAGGUUGCCAUACAACUACCAGUAACCAUUAUGCUUGGGUUGAAAGUGAUCAUCCUUAUCGUCCUGCAAGUGUUGCCAACUACAGAGUAUCUUUUCCAAGUAACAUUCAGUGGAUGACGUUAGAGUUUGAUCCACAGUGUGGUACUGCUCAGCCUGAAGAUUCAUUGCAGGUGUAUGUGCCAUGUUUGGGAAGUAUGGAUGGCAGUAGUCCAGCUUUUGGUGUGUUCUAUGGAGCAUAUGAGAACCAGGACAAGAAUCCCCAGGUGACUCUUGGUCAGGAUGGAGCACCUCCUCCAUACUGGGCAGUUCUCAACAAGUUUUCUGGGUCACAAAAUUGGCCACAUCAAACUGUCAUUUUGCCAGGUCAUGAGAUUGUGUUUUCUUUGGAAACGGCUUCUGACUAUGUGAAAGAUGAAAGAGCUAACACAUAUGGAUUUCGAGUCUUAGUAGUUGGGUAUGAGUGGCCACCAAGUCCCCCUGAUUCUUUGCGGCACCUUGAGAAGGAACUGUCUUACUUAGGAGGAUUAUGUGCAGCCUCACUCAUUAAGAAAGAUUUGUGUUUGCCUCCAGUUCAGGGAGAUGAUCUAGACGAAGAAAUGGAGUUGGUGGAAGACAUGUCACUGCAAGUAUAUCGUGCUCAUCCAGGGCUCCUUAGUAAGGGAUUUGCUCUUUCUCAUCCCCCUACUAUUCAUCAAACUUUAGAUGGUGUCAUUCCUUUCAGUUGUCAUUCCAAUGAAAGAUUAUUUCUUCGGGAUUUUGUAUCUUGUGCUGGUGGAACAAGUGGUGGACGUUUGGCACGAUGGUUACAGCCUGACUCAUACGUUGAUGUCAGAGCAUGUGAGGUGCUAUAUAGUCGAGAUGAUAUGAGAGCAGGGUGGCCUGCUAUUGUUACUAUUGUAACUCGGGACCAGUACAAUGAAGUGGUUCAUGUACCUUCGCUCAAGGUUGAAGUUGUUGCAGUGCCUGUCAGCACAGGAGAGGAUGGAAAUCAAGUAAAGUUGAGACGAGUUAGCCAGCAUGUUGCAGAUAACUUAACAUUUGGUGGACACCCACAGCCAUCACUUGAUGUGCCAUAUCAAGUGUCAAUAAAGGAUAAGAUGUGUUAUUGUGCUAUAACCAUGAUAAAGGCUUAUGAAAACUAUUCAUUUGAAGAACUCCGUUACAUGUCCCCAGCGAUGAGGAGACCAACUGAAAAUAUGCUUGUGAGAAGUAACAACGAUGGUACUUACUCCUGUAACUGGACACCUGGUGCAACUGGAUGGUACUCUCUCCAUGUUACCAUUGAUAGUUAUCAGCUUGAUGAGACUUACAAAAUGGAAGUGAAGGAUCCUCCUCAGGGGGUAACUCCUCCAGUUCAGAGUACAAUGAAACGUUCAUCACAGCAACCGUCACGUUUAAGAAAGUUUGUCCUCCAGAACAGUGCUGGAUUAAGAAUACGUACUCAUCCUUCUCUCCAGAGUGAGCAGAUUGGCAUUGUACAUGUUAAUGGUACUAUUGCUUUUAUAGAUGAGGUCCAUAACAGUGAUGGGGUAUGGCUUCGUCUCAGUGCAGAGAGCAUUCGACAGUAUUGCACGAACGGAUAUUCAGAGGCUUGGUGUCUUCAAUAUAACCAGCACAUUGGGAAGACACUUCUUGUGCCAGUAGACCAUCCAAAAACCAUUUUAGAUCAGGUUAUAACUGAUACCAUUACUAGACGACGUGACAUGAGUCCACGUCGUGAAGGAAUGCUUAGUGCUGAUGGAACGGAUAGUGUGCCAGGUGGUGCUGGGGUUUACACUGUGGUUAAAUGUGGUGCUUCAGGACACAAUAUUCGGAGCCAGCCCAGCUUAAAAGCCCCUCCUGUUGGGAUGCUGGUGUUAGGGAAUUCCAUAACUGCUGACUCUGAUACCAAAAACAAUGACGGGACUUGGGUACGCUUGGACUCAGAGAGCACACGAAAGUAUUGCUUUACUGAUGGGGAAGCAUGGUCGUUAGCUGUAUCACGAGCACACACAUUAUACCUCCAGCGAUCUCAUAGUCAUUUACAUCCUUAUACAACUCCUCAGUUAGAACAAACUAAUACCAGUCAACAAGGAUUUGACUUCACCCAUGCACAAAGCAGUCCCAUAUUUCGACCAUUCCAGCAACCAGCUUUUAGAAGUGACCCAUUUGUGUUUGGUGCAAUAACUCGAGGUUGCGGUGAUGGCAGCAGCAACGCAGGGGCUGGAGGAGGACCAGCGAGUCGUGGUGAAUCAUGUAAAUACCCAAAUUCUUCCAAUACAUUUGCUGAUACCAACACAGCAACAGAUGAUUCAGAGGCAACUGGAGCAACUUUAAAACAUCAAGUCCCGGAUUCAUCAGUUCAGCAUCAAGGCAAAUUCUCUGUACUUCAGCGUUGGAUGAAGGAUGAGCACAACAAACAUCCUACAGUUGGUAAUUCUCCCAUUUCAUCACAGCAGACCCAGCAGGAAGAGUUGCAUCUUACCCAGCAAAGCAGUGUUGCUCAGGAAAAGAAAUUGAGCAAGAAGCAACAACAACAACAACAACAACAACAGCAGCUACAACAACAACAACAACAACAACAGUCUCAGCAGGUUAAUGCAAGCUUGUCUCGAGAUGUACCUCCAGAACUGCAAGGAGUAUCUGUUAAAGAUCUAGUCAAGGCAAUAGGAGAAUCUCGAGCUAAUGGCAAUGGAGCUACUCCUCCACGGACUCCUCCUGCUACACCUAAAAGACUCUCAAGGUCUUCAAGUCCUCGAGCUGGAGUUGGAACGCCAGGAAACCCAGUAAUAACUGCAACAUCAGGAACAUCACCUCGUCAGAUAUCCAGGUCUUCCAGUCCUGUUCCAAUACCAGGUCGGGGUAGAGAAAGUGCUAGUAGCUCGCCAUUGCACAGUUCUCCACGCGCUGCUGGUGUGUCUCCACUAGUGUCAGGUACUGGUACUGUGGCUGAGAGGGCUGCUGGCAGCCCUCCUUCUGCAAUACGCAGUGCAAAUGACUCCUUAAGUGACACCAGUGCAUUUGUUUCAAGCCUUACACAAGAUAUGUCUCAUUCUCCUAGUAUAUCAUCACUUCCCACAUCAACUCCUAGUACUCCAAGAAGGGAGCCCUUGAGUACAAGUCCCAAAACUGUUACUCAGACAGCAACUCAAACUAGUCCGGAAGCUGUAAAAUUCAAUAUUGGGUCAACAGGGUCAAGAGAUGAAAAUCUAAGAUUGUCUCCUAAAAUGACACGGAAAGACAGGUCCGGGAAACCUCAUCGGAGUAAACGCGAUAGAGCGGUCUCUCCAGUACCUACACAAAGGGAAAAACCAGGUCCAUGCCGUGAUAAAGUGAAAGAAGCAAUGAGUCCUUCUGUUGCAGAGUGUAUGCGUGCCAUUUUUGCAGCUUUUCUGUGGCAUGAAGGAAUUGUCCAUGAUGCCAUGGCAUGUGCAUCAUAUUUGAAAUUUCAUCCUGAUCUCAGUAAGCAGGGUACAUUUCACUGGAAACCACGAACAAAUGCAGCACCAAAAUCAGAAAAACUAACAAAGGAACAAAAAGCUCGGCAAAGACAUUCUGUUGAAGUUAGUACCUAUACUUACUUAAAUAAUGUAACAUUACAAAAUACUGAAGACCUUUUGAAAACUGGAACCAAUGCUAAUAUCAAUGAAGUGCCCCAUAUCAGUGAUACAAGUGACGAAGAGACAGCCAGCAGAGCAACUGGAGCUAGUUAUUCUCAGGGAAUUCAGGGACAAAAAUUAGCAACUGUAAUGGAGGGAGGUGGAGGAGGCGUUGGAUGUAGACCAGAAACUCCAGAUUUACCUCCAGUUCUUUAUCAUGUGGUGCUACUUUGGGAGGAAUUGACCUCCAGUUGUUUAAAAGCAGUUGCUCAACAGAUUAUCCUCCCAUCACCUACCAUUCCAGCUAGACUCAAGAAAAUGGAUAAAGUGAAGGAUCGAAGUGAGAGAGAUAAGAAAAAACACAAAAAAAAGUCAUCCUCUGUAGGAAUUUCAAUAUUUGGUGUUGAUGGGGAGGAUGAAGAAGGUGUUUGUGAACUUUGUGGUACCAAUGUUCCUUCUGAAAGUUCAGAGCAACACUUCAGAACAGUACACCCAGGCUGUGGGGGAUCCUCAAAGGGCUGUGGUUACGUAGGAACUAGGUGGAAAGUUUUCCCAACUAAAGAUCGUGUGACUCAGCCAUGUGGUGAGGUAGUUCGAGGCUGCUUUCACAUGUGCUUAAGUUGUCGAAAUAGGCACAAAGGACAGUAUGGACAUUUUUCUGGUAGCAAGUGCAGUAAUGGAGGAAAAGUCAAAAGAAAAUCAAACAGUAAACUCUUGUCACCCCUCCCGAUGUUGGAAACACAUGUGAUAAUGAGGAACAAUGCUAUGUUCUUACUGGAUUUAGCCAGUGCAGCAACCCCUGCACUUCCUUCUCGUAAUGCUGUGCCAAGAAAGUCUCCUUGCACUAUGCCUUGUGUGUCGGAAUUGAGUCCGGAUAAUAGUCCUUUUCCAAAGGUAGCAUUCCAGUGUCUGCAUACUCUCAACUGUCAGCAGCAGCAUCUCAAUCAGCUGCGAGAAGAUCUGCUCCUGCAGCACACACUUCAUUCUUCGGAUAAUACUGACUAUCGAAGCAGUUCAGCAGAAUCUCGUGAAAACAAUCAUCGUGAAAAUUCUUUCUCUCCUCCUGGUGCAUCUCAUCAAGAAUCUCCAGCAUCUGAUAUAGAGUUGCCAAGGGGUCGGCCAUUCCAUCGUUCCAUAUCUGUGACAGUUGCCACAUCAGGCCAGGACUGGAGCUCAGCAGCAGCAUCUGCAUCUGCAUCACAGCAUGAUCAUGAUCAAAAGGCCGUUGUUGUUCUUAGAAAACGUAACAAUAGUAGUGGAGAGAAUGCAGGUAAUUGUUUUAUUUCAGUUGACAGUGGCAGUAGUUCUCUUCUAGUCCAUCCAUCAGCAGCUCUGGAACGAUUAGCAGCGUGUAUAGAACGUGGGAGUGGGGCAAGUGGAGAACCAGGUGGCCGAGCACGACAGGUCAUCAUUAGGCCUAUUAUGGCUUUUAUAUUCCAGAACCAUGACCUGGAAACCUUAGCUUAUGCUAUGCGACACGCUACCCGCAAAGCAGCAGCAAGAGUUUAUGCAAUGCAGGCACUGAACUGGUUGCUUCGAAGUGUAACCCAGCCAACCUGUUUACAUGACCUUCUGUGGUGUUUUGUUGCUGCUCUUACUCCUUCAUCACCCUCGCCUCCUCUUCCUGAUGAUCAUAAUCUUCAAGAUCAGCCUCAUCAUCGAGACAGAUCACAUGAUAUGGUAAUUAGUGAUGAGGCAGAAAUGGUUGUCUUGGAGCAUCCACUGAGUGAUGUAACGCUUGCGGGUGAUGCUGUUCAUCCUCUGCCACUAACAUUCCACCAGCUGUUGCAGACUGUAGCAGAUCUGAUGAUGCUUCUACCUCCUGGAUCUCCUCUUCAAAUGAUGGCUGUUAGGUGCUGGGGUCUGAGAUUCACACCAGCAGACCAUGACUUCUUGCAUCAGAGUCAUGUGUUUUCCAACAUAUCAAAGAUUCUUUCCCGUUCUGAAGAAGUCUUAGGAGCUGGUGAGGAAGGUGUGAAUUCCAUGUAUGAGAGUCAUGGUCCCGUUACUAGUAUUGUUGAGUGCCUAUGUGACUUAAUGAGUGAAUGUGAAAUUCGAGCUUCUAGUCGACAAGCAAUGGUACCAUCUCUAACAGACUCCUCAACGGAAACCUUCUGGGAAUCAGGGGAUGAGGACCGCAACAAAACUAAAGCCUUGACACUAACUUGUCCACUGUCUUCUAGGCCAAAGAUUGUUUAUGUUCAUAUUGACAAUUGUAGGGACCUUGGGAACAAAGUUUCAAGUGUUUCUUUCAAGUGUGGCUGUGGAAGUGAAGAUAUGGUCAUGGCUCAACAGGUUGAUGUUGAAAGUCGUUUUACAGGGUGGCUUCAUGCUGUGUUACCAUGUGAUACAGUCAACACUAUUGUUAUUGAAUUAAAGGGACCAGACCAAAGUGUGCGUGUGCGUCAAGUUAGAGUUCUAGGCGGUGAUGGUAGUGAGGGACAAGGAUCCCGUCCACUGCGCCAGCACUCACCUAUUACACUUCAGCAUCGUGCUUGUGAACAGGAGACAUUAAAAGUGUUUAGACUUAUUACGGGGCAGGUGUUUGGACGUCUUAUAAGUACGGGUGAGAGUAGUGACCAUGGUGCUGACAGUGGAAAUGUCAGUGCAGGCAGCAUAGAAGGAACAGAGGAGCAGGAGCGUAAUAAUGACUUGAGAGAACAUAUGGUUGGUAUCCUUUUUUCAAGAUCAAAACUCACACACCUUCAAAAACAAGUUUGUGCUCACAUUGUUCAAGCCAUUCGAAAAGAAGCUGUACGAGCUCGAGAGGAAUGGGAGGCAGGGCUAAGUUGUGGGGGUUUGGGCACACCAGGUACCCCAGAAGAAGUGCAGCAUAAUCCUCCUGACACUUAUUGUUUUGAAAUGUUAUCUAUGGUGUUAGCUCUGAGUGGCUCUGCAGUUGGCCGCGCACAUUUAGCUCAACAGGACCAUUUACUCAAACACCUCUUAUCUUUGUUACAUACUGGGUCAGCCAGAGUACAAAGACAGGUUGUUGCACUCUUUCGGCGGAUGUUGGCUGAUGUUCCCCCGCAGUCUCUAGCCCUUAUUUUAGGAGUUGAAUCAUUACCAGCACAAGAUUAUGCAAUUUUACAUGCUGCAACUACGGAUGAAGAUGACAGCUUUGAUAUUCAUAAGCAAGGACUUCUAGAUGUGUUUUUGGCAGUCAUUGCCAAAGCACUCACAGUUCAACUGAAGACGAAGGGUAAAGAAGGUAACAGCAAAUCAGUUGGAAAUCAAGGCAAAGGUGGGGUAAAUUCUGUGACGCUUGCCACUAGCAUGCCUACCCCAGCUGCUAACUCACCACGUUGGUGGUUACAAGGAUCCACAACCCAAAAGCAGGCUGAUCUUAUCAUCAGCUUGGUAAGAGACAUGACAGCGGGAAAGUUGUCUGACGCUUGGGCAAAAGUAAGUAAAGGAGCAAUUGCAGAGAACAUUGUGAAUUUGACUCGACUUAGUGAAAGUGAACGUUCCUGUGCUGCAACAUGUUUGGCAACCCCAACUCUUUGGUUAGCAUUGGCUUCAUUAUGUGUAUUGCAUCCUGAUCAUGUAGAUGCUUUGUCUUCUCAGCACUGGCAAGCAACAACUUCAUCUGGGGAUAAUCAAAAUCCUGAACCAAGACCAACUUGUGAAAAUCAUGAUGAUGGAGAGACACUCGCCAUGAUCUUGUGUGAGGAAUGUAGUAGCAAUUUGUGUGGGGAAUGUGACCGUAUCCUUCAUCUUCAUAGACGUACUAGACACCAUCAUCGUACUGUGUUCCGGCAGGAGCAAGAAGCCAUAAAGGUGGAUCUUCACGAAGGAUGUGGGAGAACAAAAUUAUUCUGGUUGCUUGCUUUAGCUGAUUCCACAACAUUGAAAGCCAUGCUAGAACUGCGUGGUGAAAAUCAACGCUCUAGAGGGUUGUUGGCAACUUCAGCUUGUCGAUUUUGCGGUUCCCCUGCCCAGCCAUCUCUGCUUUCACCUGCACCUGUAUGCCAAGAUCCUGAUUGCCAAGAAUAUAGUAGGGAAGCCUGCACUCGAAGUCAUGAGUGUGGCCAUUUAUGCGGUGGUUUAAAGGGUGAAAGUUCCUGCUUGCCCUGUCUUCAUGGUUGUUCUAACAUACCUUCCCUCAAACAGGAUGCCGAUGAUAUGUGCAUGAUAUGUUUUUCGGAGGCACUUUCUGCUGCUCCAGCAAUUCAGCUUGAAUGUGGUCACGUAUUCCAUGCUCACUGUUGCCGCACCGUCUUAACGCGACGUUGGCCUGGACCCCGUAUCACAUUUACCUUCUCUUUAUGUCCCAUCUGUAAGGUACGAAUGUCCCAUUGGGUUUUAACUGAACUGCUUGGCCCAAUAGCUGUAUUAUUUGAGGAUGUACGACGAAAAGCUCUCAUGCGAUUAGAAUAUGAAGGUUUGCAUCGAGCAGAAGCAAUUUCGACCCCUGGUGCUCGUUAUUACAAUGAGCCAGCAGCUUAUGCAAUGGAUCGCUAUGCAUACUACGUGUGUUUCAAGUGUAAUAAGGCAUAUUAUGGUGGAGAGGCACGAUGUGACGUUGAAGCUGGUCUUGGUGAUGAUUACGACCCAAGAGAGCUUGUAUGUGGUGCAUGCUCUGACGUAUCACGGGCCCAGAUGUGCCCAAAACAUGGUACAGAUUUCCUGGAGUACAAGUGUCGUUACUGCUGCUCUGUAGCUGUAUUCUUCUGCUUUGGCACAACUCAUUUUUGUAAUGCUUGUCACGAUGACUUUCAGCGUGUAACAAAUAUCCCCAAAGCUGAACUUCCACAUUGUCCAGCAGGGCCAAGAGCACAGCAGUUGGAUGGAGAAGAGUGCCCACUUCAUGUUCAGCAUCCCCCUACUGGAGAAGAAUUUGCAUUAGGCUGUGGAGUGUGUCGUAAUGCUCAUACAUUCUAAUCAUGAUCUGAAAGUGAUUGUGAUAAAUCAGAAUAAUGAAAGCAUUUUUGUGAAUCUUAUAGUGCUCAUACUUUUUAAUCCCGUUAUUUAUUUAACAUAAUUUUUCUGAUGUACAAGUUUUCAAGUUUUUAGUAUUAUAUAUACAUACAUAUAUAUAUAUAUAUAUAUAUAUAUAUAUAUAUAUAUAUAUAUAUAUAUAUAUAUCUUUUUAUGUUUUGAGGGAGUAUUAAUUUUAAAUGCAAAAAUUGAUCUAAUUCAUGACCUACCUACCCACGUUGAUUUUUAAUGUGUAGUAUAUUAUUAAGAUUAGAGAUUUUUAACUUAUCUGUAAACUUAUCAAAAGCUACAUAUUUUUGUGCAGUUUGGUAACCAUGAAGAUGCUACAAUAUGUACUAUAUAUGAUUUAGGUUAAUCCAAUGUAUAAACAAAAGAAGUCUGAUUUGGGCAUGAUGUAUUUAUUAUACAAAUAAAUACGGAGAAUUACAAU